Molecule: messenger RNA, 580 nt
Organism: Pocillopora damicornis (cauliflower coral)
Lineage: Eukaryota; Metazoa; Cnidaria; Anthozoa; Scleractinia; Pocilloporidae
Product: N-alpha-acetyltransferase 35, NatC auxiliary subunit
Biological process (GO): N-terminal peptidyl-methionine acetylation
Cellular component (GO): NatC complex
Source: RefSeq, a predicted model, not a curated record
GAAAUUUCAUUUGAUUAAGUCUCAGGACCCUGUCGGAUAAUAAGGACGAUGUAAGACUGAGGACGAGGAAUUCAAGAUGGCGGACAACGAGAGUGCUGCGCUUGAGGAGGCAGGCGACAAAGAUAAUAGCGAUGAACUGUCCGCUCUCACAAAUGAAGUUGUCAGUGGUGUAGAAUCUAUUACAAAGACUCUUUCAAAGUUGGGUGCAAAUGAACCUCAGUACAACUGGGAAGACAUUACAGACAAUUUUACUGAGGCUGCAUCUGAAUUGAAAUUGGGUGAGCUUGUGCAUGACAACAUAUUUGGCUUGUUUGAAGCCAUGUCAGCAAUUGAGAUGAUGGAUCCCAAAAUGGAUGCUGGAAUGUUGUGUAACAAAGCUAAGAAAGUUCUUCAAUUUGAGCCAGCAGUUAAAGCUGGUCUUGUAAGAAUCAAAGAUUUAACUCCCAAAGAACUUAUUGGUAUCAUGGAUGAAUUGAUAGCUUGCUUGAUUACGUGGUUAGAUGGACAUUCCCUGGUACAGACCGUUUUUACUUGUCUCUACAUGCAUAAUCCCUUCAUCAUUGAAGACCCUUGCCUUAAG